Messenger RNA from Cucurbitaria berberidis CBS 394.84, 1046 nucleotides. Its product is annotated as kinase-like protein. The transcript has 5 exons. The record is from RefSeq and is a predicted model, not a curated record. The coding region runs from base 7 to 987 and encodes 326 amino acids. Gene Ontology annotation, biological process: peptidyl-serine phosphorylation; peptidyl-threonine phosphorylation. Gene Ontology annotation, molecular function: ATP binding; protein serine/threonine kinase activity. Lineage: Eukaryota; Fungi; Ascomycota; Dothideomycetes; Pleosporales; Cucurbitariaceae.
GCGUUCAUGGCGCUACGUGUUGGACAAGUCCUUUAUGGAGCGAAAGGAAAAUAUGAACUGCUAUGUCCGCUGAAAGGUUCCACUGUCUUCAAAGCCAAAGUGCUGUCCAACCCUUCCAUCCAAGCAGAAUGGGCUAUGAUCAAAACCGCAGCUACCGACGAUGAGAAGAUGUGCUUGAAGCGCGAAUACCGCAAUUACAAAAUUGACGACAUUGCUUCGAGCCCAUACAUCCGAGCUAUGUGCGAUACUGUACGAUUCAAUGAACAUCAAGACGACCCAUCGUGCUUGGUAUUUGAAUGGAUGGAUCAUGACUUGCGAUCGAUAACCGCGCCCGAAUUUCGAGGAAAUGCAAGGUUACCCAAAGUCGUGUCCAAAGCGGUCCUAUCGGCUCUCAACGUUUUGAAAACACUCAAUGCUGUCCAUACAGAUGUCAAUCCGAACAACAUUUACAUCUCCUACGUUGAUGGGACUUCUCCAGUCGCUAAGCUAGGAGAUUUAGGAAACACGAUCAAAGAUGGCUCCGCAACCCAGCGUCUUCAAAGCCUACCUUGCAGAGCACCAGAAGUCUGGCGAGGCUUACCGUGUCAACAUUCCUCAGAUGUAUGGUCCUUCGGUGCUACGUUAACAGCUCAAUUAUCACCGCUAACCCUCUUUGGUCCCGGUGACAAGAUCAUUAAAGGGCAAACUGAAGCAUGGUGCAUUGCGAAAAUUAUCCGUCUCGUUGGCUCGCUAGGUCAACCUAUUGAUAGCCAGAUUUACAAAGAGGAGUUUGAGCUUGCAGAACAAUUAGCGAUUAUGGAUCAUCCGCUUGGUUCCAUGAAGCUUAUUACCAGAGGCAACUGGCGUGAGGAAUUGCAACAUAUCCCAGAUCCUCCAGUGUCGCCAGACUUGCUAGAUUUCAUUGAAUCUUUACUCGUUAUAGAACAUACUAAGAGACCUACGGCUUCGGAGGCAUUGCUGCACCCCUUUUUGGAAUCCCCUGCUUGAAGAAGACAUCGGCCUUGCGAAUCAUUGUAGCUAACAGAGAUUUCCAAAAGCAUUUGGCG